Loxodonta africana (African savanna elephant) is the source of this 34734-nucleotide messenger RNA. It is a transcript of the gene SNX32, whose product is annotated as sorting nexin 32. Gene Ontology annotation, molecular function: phosphatidylinositol binding. Lineage: Eukaryota; Metazoa; Chordata; Mammalia; Proboscidea; Elephantidae. Gene Ontology annotation, biological process: retrograde transport, endosome to Golgi. The record is from RefSeq and is a predicted model, not a curated record. Gene Ontology annotation, cellular component: endosome.
AGAGGAUGCAAACCCCUCCCGACACCCACCUCACUCCAUCAUCCGUGAUACCCAAUCAUGGGGCGAGGUGUGUGUGUGUCUCACACACACACACACACACACACACACACACACAGAGAGACGGGGAGGGGUGCGUUUCUGCAGCACCUACAUGAAAGCCGGUGAGAAUGUGCCAAGGAAGGGUUUUACUUUUGCCCUGACAGAUGGAAAGGGACCUAUCACUGUCAUCCCUCUUCUGUCAGGACAGACUCAAGCUGGUUUGCUGGGGAAGAAGAAGGGAUUGAGAAGGAGCUAGGGCCCCUCCUGGGGAGUGGGGAGGGAUCGUGUUCAGCACUAUGGUUUUGUCGUAGUUACUACUGCUGCUGUAACAGAAAUACCGCAAGUGGAUGGCUUUAACAAAGAGAAAUUUAUUCUCUCACAGUCUAGUAGACUACAAGUUCAAAUUCUGGUCGCUGGCUCCAGGGAAAGGGUUUCUCUUUCUGUUGACUCUGAGGAAGGUCCUUGUCAUCAGUCUUCCUUUGGUCUGGGAGCAUCUCAGCGCAGAAACCUCAGGGCCAAAGGAUGCCCUCUGCUCCCUGUACUGCUUUCUUGGUGCUAUGAGGUCCUCUGUCUCUCUGCUCGCUUCUCUCUUUUAUAUCUCAAAAGAGAUUGCCUUAAGACACUAUCUAAUCUUAUAGAUCUCAUCAAUAUAACUGCCACUACUCCAUCUCAUUACAUCAUAGUGACAGGAUGUACAACACAUAGGGAAAUCAAAUCAGAUGACAAAAUGAUAGACAAUGAUACAAUACUGGGAAUCAUGACCUAGCCAAGUUGACAGAUAUUUUGGGGGGACACAAUUCAAUCCAUGACAGGCUUCAUUUGUAUAUCUGUGUUCAUAUAAUCAUAAGACCAUAUAUUCUUGUUCUUUCCUUUUGACUUCAUGCAUUCAACGAAUAUUUAUUGAGCAUUUCCCUUGUACCAAGAACAGGUAGGGGCUGGACAUGCAGAGGUAAAUGCUUUGGGGGGCUGGAGAUCAUGUACACAGUGGGCCAUGGCUGAAGAUAAGGAAGGAGGAGGUGCGGUCCUAUCUCCCUCAAGUAGGUACCAAGUGGUGCAGGUCAGAGCAGACACAGUAAGAUAGCAGGAAAGAGGCAGGGAACGAAGGACACCUACUGCACCAAUGAGCUGGACCGUGUGUUGGGGAGAAGGGAGUUGGAGAGAUGGAGAGCCUUUUCUGGGGGAUGUAGAAGCCAAAAAGAAAGUAGCAGGGUUCAAGUGGAAUUUGGAGGGGUAAGAGGGCUGAGAGACACAAAGUAUAGAAUAGAAUGUGUCUGCUUCAAUGUUUAUCUGUGUUCAUAUUCAUGAUUAAGUUAGUUAAUACAUGGAAAUCACUUAGAGCAGUACCUGGCGUAUUGUAAGAGCAAAUAUAGGUGUUAGAUACUAUAUUGUAAUUAUUACAGCUAUUAUUAUUAUAUGGGAUGCUAUGUGUUCUGAGAAUGUACUAGGCUGUGAAACUAAUGGGUGCACUUCCAGCCUUUACAGGUGCCACAUUCUCUAAAAGUCCACCAGUAGUAUUCAUCCUCAGGUGAAACAUUGCACUAAGAUUCUUCUUUAAAUAUGUUGCUGUUGUUGUUGUUAGGUGCUGUCAAGUCGGUUCCGACCCAUAGCGACCCUAUGCACAACAGAACGAAAAACUGCCUGGUCCUGUGGCAUCCUGAAAAUCGUUGUCACGCUUGAGCUCAUUGUUGCAGCCACUGUGUCAAUCCACCUCGUUGAGGGUCUUCCUCUUUUCCUCUGACCCUGUACUCUGCCAAGCAUGAUGUCCUUCUCCAGGGACUGAUCCCUCCUGACAACAUGUCCAAAGUAUAUAAGAUGCAGUCUCGCCAUCCUUGCUUCUAUGGAGCAUUCUGGUUGUACUUCUUCUAAGACAGAUUUGUUCGUUCUUUUGGCAGUCCGUGGUAUAUUCAAUAUUCUUCGCCAACACCACAAUUCAAAAGCGUCAACUCUUCUUCAGUCUUCCUUAUUCGUUGUCCAGCUUUCACAUGCAUAUGAUGUGAUUGAAAAUACCAUGGCUUGGGUCAGGCGCACCUUAGUCUUCAAAGUGACAUCUUUGCUCGUCAACGCUUUGAAGAGGUCCUUUGCAGCAGAUUUACCCAAUGCAAUGCGUCUUUUGAUUUCUUGACUGCUGCUUCCAUGGCUGUUGAUUGUGGAUCCAAGUAAAAUGAAAUCCUUGACAACUUCAAUCUUUUCUCCAUUUAUCAUGAUGUUGCUCAUUGGUCCAGUUGUGAGGAUUUUUGUUUUCUUUAUGUUGAGGUGUAAUCCACACUGAAUGCUGUGGUCUUUGAUUUCAUUAGUAAAUGCUUCAAGUCCUCUUCACUUUCAGCAAGCAAGGUUGUGUCAUCUGCAUAACCCACGUUGUUAAUGAGUCUUCCUCCAAUCCUGAUGCCCCAUUCUUCUUCAUGUAGUCCAGCUUCUCGGAUUAUUUGCUCAGCAUACAGAUUAAAUAGGUAUGGUGAAAGAAUACAACCCUGACGCACACCUUUCCUGACUUUAAACCAAUCAGUAUCUCCUUGUUCUGCCCGAACAACUGCCUCUUGACCUGUAUAAAGGUUCCUCAUGAGCACAAUUAAGUGUUCUGGAAUUCCCAUUCUUUGCAGUGUUAUCCAUAAUUUGUUAUGAUCCACACAGUCGAAUGCCUUUGCAUAGUCAAUAAAACACAGGUAAACAUCGUGGUAUUCUCUGCUUUCAGCCAGGAUCCAUCUGACCUCAGUAAUGAUAUCCCUGGUUCCACGUCCUCUUCUGAAACUGGCCUGAAUUUCUGGCUGUUCCCUGUCGAUAUACUGCUGCAGCCGUUUUUGAAUGAUCUUCAGCAAAAUUUUGCUUGCGUGUGAUAUUAAUGAUAUUGUUCUAUAAUUUCUGCAUUCGGUUGGGUCACCUUUUUUGGGAAUAGGCAUAAAUAUGGAUCUCUUCCAGUCAGUUCGCCAGGAAGCUGUCUUCCAUAUUUCUUGGAAUAGACGAGUGAGCACCUCCAGCGCUGCAUCUGUUUGUUGAAACAUCUCAAUUGAUAUUCCAUCAAUUCCUGGAGCCUUGUUUUUCGCCAAUGCCUUCAAAGCAGCUUGGACUUCUUUCUUCAGUACCAUCGGUUCCUAAUCAUAUGCCACCUCUUGAAAUGGUUGAAUAUCGAUCAAUUCUUUUUGGUAUAAUGACUCUGUGUAUUCCUUCCAUCUUCUUUUGAUGCUUCCUGCGUCAUUUAAUAUUUUCUCCAUGGAAUCCUUCAGUAUUGCAACUUGAGGCUUGAAUUUUUUCUUCAGUUCUUUCAGCUGGAGAAACGCUGAGUGUGUUCUUCCCUUUUGGUUUUCCAUCUCCAGCUCUUUGCACAUGUCAUUAGAGUACUUUACUUUGUCUUCUCGAGAGGCCCUUUGAAAUCUUCUGUUCAGUUCUUUUACUUCAUCAGUUCUUCCUUUUGCUUUAGCUGCUCGACGCUCAAGAGCGAGUUUCAGAGUCUUCCCUGACAUCCAUCUUGGUCUUUUCUUUCUUUCCUGUCUUUUCAGUGACCUCUUGCUUUCUUCAUGGAUGAUGUCCUUGAUGUCAUUCCACAACUCGUCUGGUCUUCGGUCACUAGUGUUCAGUGGGUCAAAUCUAUUCUUCACAUGGUCUCUAAGUUCAGGUGGGGUAUACUCAAGGUCAUAUUUUGGCUCUCAUGGACUUGCUCUGAUUUCCUUCAGUUUCAGCUUGAACUUGCAUAUGAGCAACUGAUGGUCUGUUCCACAGUUGGCCCCUGGCCUUGUUCUGACUGAUGAUAUUGAUCUUUUCCAUUGUCUCUUUCCACAGAUGUAGUCAAUUUGAUUUCUGUGUGUUCCAUCUGGCGAGGUCCAUGUGUAUAGUUGCUGUUAUGUUGGUGAAAGAAGGUAUUUGCAAUGAAGAAGUCGUUGGUCUGGCAAAAUUCUAUCAUUCGAUCUCUGGCAUUGUUUCUAUCACCAAGGCCAUAUUUUCCAACUACUAAUCCCUCUUUUUGUUUCCAACUUUCACAUUCCAACUGCCAGUAAUUAUAGAUGCAUCUUGAUUACAUGUUCGAUCAAUUUCAGAGUGCAGCAGCUGAGAAAAAUCUUCUAUUUCUUCAUCUUUGGCCCUAGUGGUUAGUGUGUAAAUUUGAAUAAUAGUUGUAUUAACUGGUCUUCCUUGUAGGCGUAUGGAUAUUAUCCUAUCACAGACAGCGUUGUACUUCAGGAUAGAUCUUGAAACGUUCUUUUUGACAAUGAAUGCAACACCAUUCCUCUUCGAGUUGUCAUUCCCAGCAUAGUAGAGUAUAUGAUUGUCCGAUUCAAAAUGGCCAAUACCAGUCCAUUUCAGCUCACUAAUACCUAGGAUAUCGAUGUUUAUGCAUUCCAUUUUUGACGAUUUCCAAUUUUCUUAGAUUCAUACUUCAUACAUUCCAGGUUCCCAUUAUUAAUGGAUGUUUGCAGCUGUUUCUUCUCAUUUUGAGUCAUGCCACAUCAGCAAAUGAAGGUCCCGAAAGCUUUACUCCAUCCACAUCAUUAAGGUUGACUACUUUGAGGAGGCAGCUCUUCCUCAAUCAUCUUUUGAGUGCCUUCCAACCUGGGGGGCUCAUCUUCCAGCACUAUAUUAGACAAUGUUCUGCUGCUAUUCAUAAGGUUUUCACUGGCUAAUGCUUUUCAGAAGUAGACUGCCGGGUCCUUCUUCCUAGUCUGUCUUAGCCUGGAAGCUCAGCUGAAACCUGUCCUCCACGGGUGACUCUGCUGGUAUCUGAAUAGCGGUGGCAUAGCUUCCAGCAUCACAGCAACACACAAGCCCCCACAGUACGACAGACUGACAGACACGUGGGGGUCUUUAAAUAUAGAGACAUGAAAAGAACAAGAAAAGAAUACAUAAUUUUAGCCGAAUAACAGAUUGGCUCAGAAAAUAAAGAAUACUACCAGUGAGUACUGUGCACCUUUAAAAAAUCAUCUAUAUGAGAGGAAAUGGUCAACAGUCACUCUAAAGCAAAGAUAAAGAAUGUAAGGCAGCACGGAAGCCAGAUUACUAGAAACCAACCAUCCAGAAUAUAAUUAAUGAGAAUGUUGACACAUUGUGAAAAAUGUAACCAGCAUCACUGAAUAAUUUCUGUAAUAAUCGUUGAACAGGAACCUAACUUUCAAUAAAAACACAAUAAAAUGUUAUUUAAGAAAAGAAUAUGUAAGUAGAAAUAUAGCAGAAAAUGAAAUAAUAUAAAAUAACUGAUUAAUCCAACAAAAUAUAAGAAGAAAUAAAGGAACUCAUACACACACACCAAAAAAAAACAGAUGGGACAAUAAUUACGGUGCCUUGGUGGUGCAAUGGUUAAGCACUCAAUGGUUCAAACUCACCCAGAGGCUCCUUGGAAGAAAAGACCUGGCGGUCUGCUCCUGUAAAGACUGUUGUUGAUAUUAGAUAGGCCCAUAAGACAAACUGAGACUAAAGGGGCACACCAGCCCAGGAGCAAAGACUAGAAGGCAGGAGGGUCAGGAGAGUUAGUAAUAGGAAACCCAAGGUCCAGAAGGGAGAGUGUCGACAUGUUGUGGGGUUGGUAACCAAUGUCACAAUACAACAUGUGUACUAAUUGUUUAAUGAGAAGCUAAUUUGUUCUGUAAACCUUCAUCUAAAGUACAAAAAAAAAAAAGUUGUUAGGUGUGAUCUAGUCAGUUCCCACUCACAGCAACCAUAGCGACCCUAUGUACAACAGAUUAAAACGCUGUCUGGUCCUGUGCCAUCCUCAUAAUCCUUGGUAUGUUUGAACCCAUUGUUGCAGCCCCUGUGAUAAUCCAUCUCGUUGAGGACCUUCCUCUUUUUUGCUGACUCUCUACUUUACCAAGCAUGAUGUCCUUCUCCAGGGACUGGUCCCUCUUGAUAACAUGUGCAAAGUAUGUGAGACGAAGUCUCACCGUACUCACUUCUAAGGAGCAAUCUGGCUGUACAUCUACCAAGACAGAUUUGUUCGUUCUUUCGGCAGUCUGUGGUAUAUUCAGUAUUCUUUGCCAACAUCAUAAUUCAAAGGCAUCAAUUCUUCUUUGACCUUCCUUGUUUAUUGUCCAACUUCCACAAGCAUAUGCAGCAAUUGAAAAUACCGUGGCUUGGGUCAGGCGUGCCUUACUCCUCAAGGUGACAUCUUUGUUUUUUAACACUUUGCAGAGGUCUUUUGCAGCAGAUUUGCCCAAUGUAAUGUCAUUGGAUUUCUUGACUGCUGCUUCCAUGGGUGUUGACUGUGGAUCCCAGCAAAAUGAAAUCCUUGACAGCUACAGUCUUUUCUCUGUUUAUGUUUAUCAUGGUGUUGCUUAUUGGUCUGGUUGUGAGGAUUUUUGUUUUCUUUAUGUUGAGGUGUAAUCCAUACUGAAGGCUGUGGUCUUUGCUCUUCAUCAAUAAGUGCAUCAAGUCCUCUUUGCUUUCAGCAAGGUUGUAUCAUCUGCAUAUUGCAGGUUGUUAACGAGUCUUCCUCCAAUCCUGAUACUGCAUUUCUUCAUAUAAUCCAGCUUCUCGAAUUAUUUGCUCACCAUACAGAUUGAAUAAAUACGGUGAAGGAUACAGCCCUGACACACACCAUUCCUGAUUUUAAGCAACGUGGUAGGUAUCUCCUUAUUCUGUUCAAAUGACUGCCUCUUGGUCUAUGUAUAGGUUCUGCAUGAGCACAAUUAAGUGUUCUGCAAUUCCCAUUCUUCACAAUAUUAUCCAUAAUUUGUUAUGAUACACACAGGCGAAUGCCUUUUCAUAGUCAAUAAAACACAAGUAAACAUUUUUCUGAUAUUCUCUGCUUUCAGCCAAGAUCCAUCAGACAUUAGCAAUGAUAUCCCUCGUUCUACGUCCUCUGCUGAACCCGGCUUGAAUUUCUGGCAGUUCCUGUCAAUGUAAUGCUGCAGUCACUUUUGAAUGAUCUUCAGCAAAAUUUUUCUUGCGUGUGAUAUUAAUGAUAUUGUUCGAUAAUUCCUGCAUUCUAUUGGAUCACCUUUCUUUAGAAUGGGCACAAGUACGGAUCUCUUCCAGUUGGUUGGGUAGGGAGCUGUCUUCCAAAUUUCUUGGCAUAGACGAGUGAGCACUUCCAGUGCUGCAUCCGUUUGUUAAAAUAUUUCAAUUGGUAUUCUGUCAGUUAAUGCAACCUUGUUUUUCACUAAUGCCUCCAGUGCAGCUUGGACCUCUUCCUUCAGUACAAUUGCUUCCUAAUCGGCAAAUUGUCUUUGGUACAGUGACUGUGUGUUCCUUCCAUCUUCUUUUGAUGCCUCCUGUGUCAUUUAUUAUUUUCCCCGUAGAAUCCUUCAAUAUCGCAACUCGAGGCUUGAGUUUUUUCUGCAGUGCUUUCAGCUUGAGAAAUGCUGAGUGUGUUCUACCUUUUUGGUUUUCUAACUGCAGGGUUUUUCCCUUUGAGAGCUUCUGUUCAGCUCUUUUACCUCAUUAUUACUUAUAUUCACUUUAGGUACUCUAUGUUUAAGAGCAAGUUUCAAAACCUCCUCUGACAUCCAUUUUGGCCUUUCUUUCUUUCCUGUCUUUUUAAUGACCUUUUGCUUUCUUCGUGUGUGAUAUCCUUGAUGUCAGCUCAUCUGGUCUUCAGUCAUUAUUGUUCAAUGCAUUAAAUCUAUUCUUGAGGUGGUCUCUCUAAAUUCAGGUGGGAUAUCCUAAAGUCAUACUUCUGCUGUUGUGGACUUGUUUUGAUUUCCUUCAGCUUCAGCUUGAACUUGCGUAUGAGCAAAUGAUGGUCUGUUCCACAGUCGGCCCUGGACUUGUUCUGAUGAUAUUGAAUUUCUCCAUUCUCUUUCCACAGAUGUAGUCGAUUUAAUUUCAGUAUAUUCCGUCUGGCAAGAUCCAUGUGUAUAGUCGCCAUUUACAUUGUUGAAAAUAAGUAUUUCCAAUGAAUAGGUCAUUGGUCUUAUAAAACUCUAUCAUGCAAUCUCCUGCAUCGUUUCUUUCACCAAAGCCCUAUUUUCCAACUACUGAUUCUUCUUUAUUUCCAGCCUUCUUGCAUCCCAUCACCAGUAAUUAUCAGUGCAUCUUGACUGCAUGUUUGAUGAAUUUCAGACUAUAGAAAUUGUAAUUAAUUUUUAAAUUUUUUAAUUAUUGCACUUUAGAUGAAGAUUUAUAGAAAUUAUUUUCUCAUUAAACAAUUAGUACACAUAUUGUUUAGUGACAUUGGUUACCAACCCCAUGACAUGCCAACACUCUCCCCUUCUCGACCUUCAGUUCCCUGUUACCAGCUUUUCUGUCCCCUCCUGCUUUCUAGUCUUUGCCUUUGGACUGGUGUGUCCCUUUACUCUUGUUUUGUUUUAUGGGCCUGUCUAAUCUUUGGCUGAAGGGUGAAUCUCAGGAGUGACUUCUUUACUGAACUAAAGGGGUGUCCAGGGUCCAUACUCUUGGGGUUUCUCCAGUGUCUGUCAGGCCAGUAAGUCUGGUCUUUUUUUGUGAGUUAGAAUUUUGUUCUACCUUUUCCUCCAGCUCUGUCCGGGACCCUUAAUUCAGAUUGCAGAAGUUGGUAAAAAUCUUCAAUUUCUUCAUCAUAAAGAUUACAGCCUAAGAAACCCUAUGGAGCAGUUCUGCUCUGUCAUAGAGGGUGCUGUGAGUUGGAAUCGACUUGAUGCCACACAACAACAACAUAAGUAAUUACAAUAAUAACGAAUGGACUAAAUACUCCAAUAAAAAAUGUCAAAUUGAACUUUUAAAAAUCAAAUAUACUGUUACAUUUAAAUAUAAGAACACAGAAAAGUUGAAGUAAAAGGAUGGGAAAGCAUACACUAAUCAAAAGAAAGCUGAUGUGGCUGUAUUAACUUCAGACAAAGUAGACUUUAAGUCAAGAAAUAUUACCAGAAAUAAAGAGGGAUGUUUUAUAAUGACAAAAUGGUUAAUUCAACAGAAAGAUAAAACCGUCCUAAAUGUAUAUGCACUUAUAGCUUUAAAAUGUGCAAGCUAAAAGAUUACAGAACUAAAUGAGUAGUAGACAAACCCACAAUUAGAGUUUGAAAUUUUAACACAACUGUCAAUAACUAAUAGAACAAGUGAACAAAAAAAAAAAUCAGUGCAGAUUUAGAAGAUUUGAAUAACAUCAUUGAGCAACUUGAUCUAAUUGACUUAAAUAGAGCUCUAUACUCAACAACUUAAGAAAACACAUUCUUUUCAAGUGCACAUGAAAUAUUUACCAAAAUACAUCAUAUGUUGGGCUAUAACCUGUUGCCAUCGAGUUUGUUCUGACUCAUAGUGACCCUAUAGGACAGAGUAGAACUGCCCCAUAGGAUUCCCAAGGCCGUCAUCUUCACAGAAGCAGACUGCUACGUCCUCUUCCUACAGAGCAGCUAGUGGUUUCAGAUUGCUGACCUUUCUGUUAGCAGUGGAGCAUUUAACCACUGCACCACCAGGGCUCCUUGUUGUGCUAUAAACCAGGUAUCAACAAAUUUUCAAUGAUUGGAAUUAUACAGAGUAUGUUCUCUGACUCAGCAGAAUUAAACUAGAAAUCAAAGCAAAAAGAUAACUAUAUUCUCAAAUAUUUCAAAAUUACUCAACAUGCUUCCAAAUAAUUCAUAAGUCAAAGAAGAUAUUACAAUGGAAAUUAGAAAACAUUUUAAAAAUAUAUGAUUAUGAAAAUAUGACAUAUCAAAACUCACAGGAUGCACCUAGAGCAGUGUCCAGAAAGAAAUUCAUACCUCCAGUUGCAUAAUUUAGAAAUGAAGAAAAAUUGAAAAGUAAUGAUAUAAGUUUCUAGAAGCUACAAAAAGAAGAGCAAAUUAAUCAAGAGAGUAGAGGAAGGAAAUAAUAAAGAUAAUAGCAGAAAUCAAUAAAUAGAAAAUAAGCAUACAAAUAAUGAAAAUAAUUCCAAAAAAGUUUUAAAAAAUACAUUAAUAAAAUUGAUAUACACCUGGCAAGACUGAUAAAAGAGAAAGAGGGAAGGAGACUGAGAAAGAGGAAGAGAGAGAACACAAAUUACCAGUUAUCAGGAAUGAUAAAGGGAAUCACUAGAUAAUAAUGGUUUCUAUUCACCCACAGCAAGAGAGGAAGAAGGAGAGUCAGGAAUAGGAGGAGGAAAUGGAAUGUGUGACUAACUGCCUCCAUGAACAACUGCCUCUUUUGCCAUGAGACCAGAACUGGCUGGUGUCUGGCUGCCAUUACUGAACAUUUAAAUCAAAGAUUCUAUAGUAGAAUCCUGAUCCAAAAGGGGGAAGAUGUAGAACAGAAUUUAAAUUCUUAUGGGCUCCAGACUUUCUGGAGCCAUGAAAGCUACAUGAACCCCUGAAACUAUUGCUCUGAGAUAAUCCUUAAACCUUAAACCAAAAAUAUCCCUUGAAGUCUUCUUAAAACCAAACAAUAGUUUCGCUUAGUAAAAAUGUCUGCCUUGAGCAUUAUGCUAUUUUAGGAACUGUCUAUAUAAGAUCAAAUUGACAACAGCAAUGCAAAAGAUUGCUCUCUAAGGCUCAUUAGAUAGGAACCUUAAAGGGCAGUGAGUUGAUGUUAAUGGGGGAGGAACAACUGAGAAAAGGAGGGUGAAAAUGGCUGCACAACUGGGAGAAUGUAAUCAAUUUCACUGAAUUAUACAUGUAGAAACUGUCUAAUUAGUGUAUGUUUUGCUGUGUAUAUUCUCAAAAACAAUACAAUAAAUACAAUUUAAAUAGAUAAUAAAAGUAUAUAUGAAAAAGUUUAUGCCAAUAAACCAGAUAAUUUAGAAGAAAUGGUCAAAUUCCUUAAAAACUGCAGCUUACCAAAACUGAAGCAAGAAGAACUAGAAAAUCUGAGUAGUCCUACACCAAUUAUAGGAAUUGAGUCUGUAGUUAAAACUUCCAAAAAUAUAUCUCUAAGCAGAGAUGGUUUCACAGGUGGAUUUUUCCGAGCAUUAACGGAGAAAUAAUACCAUUCUUAUACAAAUUAUUCCAAAGACCAGACAUAGAGGGUCAGUUCCCAACUUGUUUUUGAGGGAAGCAUACAUAACCUUGAUACAAAAACGUUACAGAAUAAGAGCAAAAACUAUGAUAUCUCAGUAAAGUAAGAAAAACUGAUAAAAAUCCACACUCUCAUUAAGCUAGGCAUAGAAGGAAGCUUCCUUAAUAAAAACACCUUUUGGGUUAAAUUCUGAACACAUUCUCUCUGAGAUCAGGAACAAGUCAAGGAUGUCCACUAUCACCACAUCACUCACCACUUCUGUUUUACAUUGUACUGGAGUUCCUAGCAAGUGCAAUAAGGCAAGAAAAACAAAGAAAAGAUAUAUAGGUGGGAAAGGAAGAAAUAAAACUAUCAUUAUUUUAGAUUAUAGGGCUGUACAUGUAGGAAAUUCAGAAGAAUCUACAGACUAUUAAAAUUAAUAAGUAAAUUUAGCAAGAUCCCUAGACACAAGAUAAAAAAAAAAAUUUAGCAAGGUCCCUAGACACAAGACAGAUAUAUAAAAAUCAAUUUUGUUUUUAUAUAGUAGCAACAAACUGGGAAACCCUGGUGGCAUAGUGGUUAAGUGCUACGGCUGCUAACCAAAGGGUCGGCAGCUUGAAUCCACCAGGCGCUCCUUGGAAACUCUAUGGGGCAGUUCUACUCUGUCCUAUAGGGUCGCUAUGAGUUGGAAUUGACUCGACGGCACUGGGUUUGGUUUUGGUUUUGGUAGCAACAAACUAUUACAAAAUGAAAUUUAAAAAAAUACUACUUAAAAUAGAAAAAAAAAAAGUAGGAAUGAACUUGCCGUUUUUUCUUUUGGAGAGACACAGGAAAUAAACAAGCAGGGUAUAAGGCCGCAUAGAGGUGGUAAACUUGAACAGAGUCAUGAAUAACAACCUGCACAAUUGUCAGGGGAUGACAAUCAACUGGCACAAUUGUCUUUCACUUUAAAUCUUUUUUGAAGUCUGACUUUUUCAGCUGUUACUGUCUUGCCCAUUCUUACCAUUCUGCAGGACUUCUUGGUCGGUAACGUGAGUAGGAGCCAGCUCGAUGAGAGAGUGGUGGAUCCACUCACCCUUUUUGGUGAUCUUGGUUGCAGUGCUGGGGGUUUGUUCUCUUGCUGGGUCUAUAGUGCUCCAGGUCUUGACACGGAGAGAGAGACUUCAGGUUGUGGAAGAGUCUGUCACGUCAUGUACCUGUAAAGAGAGUCAAGCACCACUGCCACAGAACACAAAUAUUGUUCAAUAGCGAGCUAGUUUUGUGCAUGUCUCUAGUCUCCAAGGUAUCCUCAGGACCCAGAGUAAUGAAGCCCUCCCACAAGGUACAGAGGAGGAGACGCCCAUACAUAAGCUCAAAAAGGCUUACCUUAGGUUUGGUUUGAGGUGCAACCCUGGUCCUGAACAGAGCCAAGGGAAGGGUCUUAGCCCAUGCUAAUUACGUCUUCUUGCAGGGUUUGGCCUGGUGGGCUUCAAUAGUCUAGUUUACCUUUUUCUUGCAAUCUUUUUCCAGAACAUAUUCCUGGAGCUUAGUCUCCUCUUACGCUGCCAAGAAGAUCUUGUUGGCUCCUUUUUUUUUAAGUAGUGGUCUUUAAUAUUGAGAGGGACCAUACAGAGUGACAAGUGGUGCAGAGCCAGCUGUUCACAAGACUCUAAAACCUGAUCCAGUAGCAGAACGAAUCAGUAUAUUUACAUUUAGAUUUUUCCUGGAAACCCCGGACAGUCUAGUCUGGAGCCAUCCCUCCCUUUCUUCUCUACCUUUCUACUUCCUUCUCAUGUUUUUGUUUUUUCUUCAUUUUUCUUGCUCUCUACCUUUUUACUCUUUCAAGCCUCAUCAGUUGUUUCUUCCCUGUCUGGUCCCUAUGAGUAUUAAACACCUAGUUGAGUUGGCAUUCAAGGUCUAUAACAACAGGGAAGACCUAUAAAGGUCUUCUGUAGCUUAUGGCAAGCUAGAAUCAGUCACUACUAUUGGGGUCACGAUUCUUGCUGCUUGCUUGGCCUGUAAGCCAGCCCUUUGGUGGCCUUGGGCCACUACUGUAUCUUCUUGUUGAUGUCUUUUGCAGUGUACCACAGCCAGAGCAGCGGGGAGUGACAAUGCCUCAAGGAGUUGUAAAAUCUGUUGGCCAUGUUUGAUUUCUUUACUGACCCAAUUUAAAAGCUUUGUUUGCUUCCACAAAGUCUCAUAUACAUGUAAAACUGACAACACGUACUCCGAGUCUAUAUAAAUGGUCACUCACUUGGACUUGGCCAGCCACAAGGCCAGGAUCAUACAACCAGCUCAGCUUUUUGGGCUGAGGUUCCAUUUGGGAGAGCAUUUGCCUCGAGGGCCUCAGCGUGGCUGACAACAGCAUAGCCCACUCUCCUUUAGCCAUCCUCAACGAAGCUACUCUCACCUCUCAAGAUCUCUAAACUGGUGUCUCUUAGACGUUGAUUUUGUGGGUCUGGACGGCUGGCAGGGCCCAGGCCCACCGUCCGGACAUAGUCAUGGUGGACUGAGUUUCCCAGGGACAGAGUGAGAAGAGGGCUGGCUGAAUCUGGAGCAGCAACAGAUUGGAGCAAUGUGCUGGGAUUACUGACUGGAGAGGUCUGGUGUUGAGUUACUUGGUACUCACUCUCUCGGGACGCUUUCUUUGUCAGUGGCCCUCUUGCUCACAAUAUGCACACUGGUUCUCUCCCAGCGGGGGUCAGGGCCAGGCCUCGCUAGGGUCCACAGGCCUUUUCUUCUUAGAGGCCUAUACCAUUUCGGUACUGUUGCUGCUGUUGCUGGUAGGGCAACCUGGCACUUCCUGCCUUUGUCUUCUUCCCUGUUGUUAUAGACCUUGAAUGCCAACUCAACUAGGUGUUUAAUACUCAUAGUUACUCUUCUUUCUAUUUUGUGAAGUUGGUUCUCAAUAUUUGGUGCACACUGUCUUAUACAAAUAUUAUUGACCAUGUGAUCGUUUGUUGGAUCUUUUGGCUCUUGAUCAGUAUAUUCUCUAAAGGUCCUAUAACUCUUUUGAGGAAGGUUGCACAAUCUUCAUCUUUACACUGGUUAAUUUCAUAUACUUUGUUCCAAUCUAAGAGCUUAGGCACUCCAUAUCUCAGGCUCACUAAAAGGCAGUCCCAAUAUCGGGUGAGCCUACUGUAUUCCACUGUGCAAUUGUGGUCCCAGUGGGGUCUUGAAGGGGGAAGAUGUCAUUGACUCCAUCUCUGGUCCAUCAAGCAUCAUGUCGCUUCUGGAUUUCCUCUCUGGCCAUCUUCCGCUCUUCUAGGGGUAGGAAGGUGCUUAAGAGAGACUGACAGCCUGCCCAGGUGGAAUCAAAAGAGUUAAAGACAGCAGUAAACGGUUCAUACAGUUUCUUUGGUUUCUGUCAACAUCCUGAGGUAUUAUUCUUCUAGUUAAUCAGGUCUGCUGUACUAAAGGGAACCUGGCCCCUAUUUGCCGCUGGAGUUGUUUGAUGGAGGGGAUACUGGCCAGGGGCUAGCCCUCCCUGUUGGCUGUGUUCUGGCUUUGCAGCACCCAGGGCCACAUUUGUCUCUCCAUAGGGUGUCCCCCCUUCAUAUGGGGCGAUGGCAAUGGAAAAUUCUCAGGACAUUUGAACUACCUUCCCUGGUUAAUUCUCCACCCUUUCCCCCCACCCAGCACAGAUUCAGGAGGGAGCCGCACACACUUUUGGAGUUGUAAGGGCUAUUCAUCACUAACCCUGGUGGCAGGACGGUGGGCUCUCUCUUUUUCCCACGAUUACAACUGAAUUUAUCUCAGUUCUCUGAAGAAUACCUUAAGGGUGAAUGCUUUGGAAUGUUUUUAGAAUCAUCCCUGUUCCUACAGUCACACACAGACACACAGACAGAUGAACAAUGUGUUUUAAACACGUUCAGAUAGAAGGACACCCCCACAACCUAGAGGAGCGCCCACCAGACAGACACUACCAAUGCAAAAAGGACAUCCCUAAACUAAAAAACCAAAACCAAAACCAGGACUUAACUAAAAUCAAUGACCAUAAAUUAAAUUACCUGUUUUUUGCUGUUGGAGAGCAGAGAUAGAAAUAAAGGGAAAGAGGAAAAGAGUGCUCCGAAAGAAAAAUUGUCAUAAUGGCAGGGCAACCUCUGAGGGACUUAAAUACCCUCUAUCAACUACCAGUUAACCUUGGGUGAUCACAGAUGGACAAAGAUUGUCACCGAUGGCAGAGUGACCUGACACUCUUGGUUUCAGAUGGGGCUGAGGAUGGGUCCCAGGGGCCACGAUGCCCACUUCCCUUGUUUUACAACCCUUGGGGUCAAGUCUUAGGACUGCGCUGUUGUCACCUUCUUCUUUGCCUAGCUCCCCGGGGGGACUGUUACCCCCUCGGGGGAUUUUAAGCCCCCUCAGAUGACCAGUGGAACAACGUGGUCCCAGGUGCACUUAACAAUUCAGAGGCCUUUCCCAUCCAGUUUCCAAUUUCUGUUUCCGAGCUGAGGUAGGGACCCAGUGGACCUCGUCCUGGGGCGGGGAUCAUGGUGACCACCUGAAACUCCUUACCGACCAAACGGGGUUACGAGGGUCCGGAUGCUCACUGCCCAGGUUUUACAGUCUGAAAGUCCCGGCGGAGUCGCCAAAAUCUGCGCCUGAACAAGGGUUCUUGUCCUGUCCUAUUAGCCGAUCUAAAUAAGACAGACAGCACACCACCAGCUGCAAGGGAAAAAGAAAGUGGAAAUUUAUUGUCUGCGCAGACAAGGAGCAACAUGGGCUCUAGCAACCAUAAGGCCACAUGCUCCCUGUCUGAGGGAGUUGGGGAGCUUUUUAUUUCCAGUGGCGUCUGGGGGUUGGGUUUGGUGCCUGGAACUCUCUGCCCUUAGCCCUCCCAUGUCCACAUUUGGAGGUCCGGAUGUUGAAUCAUGUCAGUGAUGUUCAGGUCCAAGGACAGACUGAGGACAGAGCUCCUCAGGUCCUGCACAUGUGCCAAAAUCUUGGUUCACGCACGCACAGGAUUCUGGCACCAAAUUCAAACUGUGGUUAUGGCCACAGCAUGGAUGGCCCAAAUUGCAGUUGGAAGCAGGCUGUGAGGGGGCCAGUGAACUAUGGCAGAGCAUGGGGGGAGGUCUUGGUGGAAGUUUCACAAUGACUUCUUUGUUACAAAUAUCUUUUUUCAACAAUGUAAACAGCGACUAUACACAUGGAGGAAACCCUGGUGGUGUAGUGGUUAAGAGCUAUGGCUGCUAACUGAAAGGUCAGCAGUUCAAAUCCAUCAUGCGCUCCUUGCCAACCCUACAGGGCAGUUCUACUCUGUCCUAUAGGGUCACUAUGAGUUGAAAUUGACUCGUUGGCAACGAGUUUUGGUUUUGGUGUACACGUGGACCUCACCAGAUGGAAUACACAGGAAUCAAAUCGACUACAUCUAUGGAAAGAGACAUUGGAGAAGCUCAAUAUCAUCAGUCAGAACAAGGCCAGGGGCUGACUGCAGAACAGACCAUCAAUUGCUCCUAUGUUUUUUUAAAUUCAAGUUGAAGCUGAAGAAAAUUAAAGCAAGUCCAAGACAGCCAAAAUAUGACUUUGGGUAUAUCCCACCUAAAUUUAGAGACCAUCUCAAGAAUAGAUUUGCCACAUUGAACAAUAAUGACUGAGGACCAGACGAGUUGUGGAAUAACAUCAGGGACAUCAUACACAUCAUACAUGAAGAAAGCAAGAAGUCAAUAAAAAGACAGAAAAGAAAGAAAAGACCAAAAUGGAUGUCAGAAGAGACUCUGAAGAUUGCUCUUGAACGUUGAGUAGCUAAAGCGAAAGGAAGAAAUGAUAAAGUAAAAGAGCUGAACAGAAGAUUUCAGAGGGCACCUCAAGAGGACAAAGUAGAGUAUUAUAAUGAAGUGUGCAAAGACCUGCAAUUAGAAAACCAAAAGGGUAGAACACACUCAGCAUUUCUCAAGCUGGAAAAACUGAAGAAAAAAUUCAAGCCUCAAGUUGCAAUAUUGAAGGAUUCUACAGGGAAAAUAUUGAACGACCCAAGAAACAUCAAAAGAAGAUGGAAGGAAUGCACAGAGUCACUGUACCAAAAAGAAUUGGUUGACAUAUAACCAUUUCAGGAGGUGGCAUAUGAUCAAGAACCAAUGGUACUGAAAGAAGUCCAAGCUGCACUGAAUGCACUGGCGAAAAACAGGGCUCCAGGAAUUGACGGAAUACUAAUUACGAUGUUUCAAUGAAUGGAUGCAAUGCUGGAAGUGCUCACUUAUCUAUGCCAAGAAAUUUGGAGGACAGCUGCCUGGCCAACUGACUGGAAAAGAUCCAUAUUUGCAGCCAUUCCAAAGAAAGGUGAUCCAACAGAAUGUAGGACUUAUCGAACAAUAUCAUUAAUAUCACACACAAGUAAAAUUAAGCUGAAAAUUAUUCAAAAGUGGCUAAAGCAGUACAUUGACAGGGAACUGCCAGAAAUUCAAGCCGGAUUCAGAAGGGGACACAGAAUGAGGGAUAUCACUGCUAAUCUCAGGUGGACCAUAGCUGAAAGCAGAAAAUACCAGAAAGAUGUUUACUUGUAUUUUAUUGACUAUGCAAAGGUUUCAACUGUGUGGAUCAUAACAAAUUACAGGUAACAUUGCAAAGAACAGGUAUUCCAGAACACUUAAUUUUGCUAAUGUGGAACUUGUACAUAGACCGAGAGGCAGUCCUUCAAACAGAAUAAAGGGAUAUUGCAUAGUUUAAAGUCAGGAAAGGUGUGUGUCAGGGCUGUAUCCUUUCACCAUACUUAUUCAAUGUGUAUGCUGAGCAAAUAAUUCAAGAAGCUGGACUACAUGAAGAAGAAGAGGAAGACUCAUUAACAACCUGUAUUAUGCAGAUGACACUUUGUCAUCUUGUGUUUUGAAAGUGAAGAAAACUUGAAGCACUUACUGAUGGAGAUCAAAGAUCACAGCCUUCAGUAUGGAUUACACCUCAACAUAAAAGAAAACAAAAAUCCUCACAACUGGACCAAUGAGCAACAUCAUGAUAAAUGGAGAAAAGACUGAAGUUGUCAAGGAUUUCAUUUUACUUGGAUCCACAAUCAACAGCCAUGGAAGCAGCAGUCAAGAAAUCAAAUGAUGCAUUGGAUUGGGCAAAUUGGCUGCAAGAGAUCUCUUUAAAGUGUGAAAAAGCAAAGAGAUCACCUUGAGGACUAAGAUGUGCCUGACCCAAGCCAUGGUGUUUUUGUUUGCCUCAUAUGCAUGUGAAAGCUGGACAAUGAAUAAGGAAGACUGAAGAAGAACUGACGCAUUUGAAUUGUGGUGUUGAUGAAGAAUAUUGAAUAUACCAUCUACUGCCAAAAGAACAAAUAAAUCUGUCUUGGAAGAAGUACAACUAGAGUGAUCCUUGGAAGCAAGGAUGGCAAGACUGUGUCUCACAUACUUUGGACAUGUUGUCAGGAGGAAUCAAUUCCUAGAGAAGGACAUCAUGCUUGGUAAAGUAGAGGAUCAGUGAAAAAGAGGAAGACCUCAACGAGACAGACUGACACAGUCGCUGCAACAAUGGGCUGAAGCAUACCAACAACUGCGAGGAUGGUGCAGGACCAGGCAGUAUUUUGUUCUGUUGUCCAUAGGGUCGCUAUGCGUUGGAACAGACUUGCUGGCACCUAACAACAAGAAACCAAAAGAGAUCUACAUAAAUGGAAGAACAUACCAUGCUCAUAGACUGGUAGAUUCAACGUUGUGAAAAUGUCAAUUCAACCCAAAGCAAUCUAUUAAAAACAAUGCAAUCCCGAUCCAAAUACCAAGAGCAUUCUUCUUUAAAGAGAUGGAGAAACUAAUCAUUAACUUUGUAUCAAGAGUUAAGAGGCCCCAGAUAAAAUUAUCUACCAUAAAGAGAGUGAAAAAGCAUAUCACAGAAUAGGUGACGAUAUAGCAACAGGUAUGACUGACAAAGGGCUUGCCUCCAGGAUAUAUAAAGAUUUCCUAUAAAUUGAUAAGAAGAUGGGCUGAUUUUUUAAAAAUAAUUUUUAUUGUGCUUUAAGUGAAAGUUUACAAAUCAAGUCAAUCUCUCACACAAAAACCCGUAUACCCCUUGCUGCACACUCUCAGAUAGCCUGCUCUCUCCCUCCACUCUCUCUUUCUGUGUCCUUUUCGCCAGCUUCUAACCCCCUCCACCCUCUCAUUUCCCCUCCAGGCAGGAGAUGCCAACAUAAUCUCAAGUGUCCACCUGAUCCAAGAAGCUCACUCCUCACUAGCAUCCCUCUCCAACCCACUGUCCAGUCCAACCCAUGUCUGGAGAGUUGGCUUCAGGAAUAGUUCCUGUCCUGGGGCAACAGAAGGUCUGGGGGCCAUGACCACUUGGGUCCUUCUAGUCUCAGUCAGACCAUUAAGUCUAGUCUUAUGAGAAUUUGGGGUCUGUAUCCCAACUGCUCUCCUGCUCCCUCAGGGGUUCUCUGAUGUGUUCCCUGUCAGGGCAGUCAUCAGUUGUAGCCGGGCACCAUCUAGUUCUUCUGGUCUCAGGAUGAUGUAGUCGCUGGUUCAUGUGGCCCUUUCUGUCUCUUGGGCUCGUAAUCACCUUGUGUCCUUGGUGUUCUUCAUUCUCCUUUGAUCCAGGUGGGUUGAGACCAAUUAAUGCAUCUUAGAUGGCUGCUUGCUAGCAUUUAAGACCCCAGAUGCCACUCUUCAAAGUGGGAUGCAGAAUGUUUUGUUAAUAGAUUUUAUUAUGCCAAUCGACUUAGAUGUCCCCUGAAACCAUGGUCCCCAGACCCCUGCCCCUGCUACGCUGGCCUUCGAAGCAUUCAGUGUAUUCAGGAAACUUCUUUGCUUUUGGUUUAGUCCAAUUGUGCUGACCUCCCCUGUACUGUGUGCUGUCUUUCAGAUGGGCUGAUUUUAAGAAAGAGGUGGAGAGAGGAGCAAAAGAUUUAAAUAGGCAUUUUACAAAAUAAGAUACCCAAGUGGUCAAUAAGUACAUAAAAAGAUGUACAUCAUUCCUGUCCAGGUAACAUAUAAAAACCAACAUGUACUAUUACCAUACCUCUACCAGUAUGGCUGAACUUAAAAGGACUAAGAAUUCUAAGUAUUGGCAAGGAUGUGGCACAACUGGAACUUUCAUACAGUGCUGAUGGGAGUGUAAAUUGGUACGGUCACCUUGGAAAACCGUUUCCAGUAUCUACUAAAACUAAACAUAUGCCUACACUGUGACCAAGUAGAAAUGAGUACUUAGGUCCCUCGAAAGUCAUGUGUGAGAAAGUUCAUGGCAGUUUUAUUCAUAAUAACCAAAAACUUGAAAUAAUCCAAAUGACCAUCAACAGUAGAAUGGACACAUAACUUAUGACAUAUCUAUAUAAUGGAUGGAAACCCUGGUGGCAUAGUGGUUAAGUACUACAGCUGCUACCCAAGAGGUCGGCAGUUGGAAUCUGCCAGGCGCUCCUUGGAAACUCUAUGGGGCAGUUCUACUCUGCCCUAUAGGGUCAUUAUGAGUCGGAAUCAACUUGACAGCAGUGGGUUUGGUUUGGUUUUUAUACAAUGGAUUACUACACAGCAGUGAAAGAGGACUACUGCUCCACUAACUGAAGAACACAGUCACAAAAGAGUAUAUACUGUAUAAUUCCAUUUACAUGAAGUUCAAGAACAGACAAAACUCUCCAGAAUAGACCACACCUUAGGCCACAAAACAGCCCUAACAGAAUCCAAAAUAUUGAGAUAAUACAAAGCAUCUUCUCUGAUAACAACAUGAAAGUAGAAAUUAACAACAGGAAGAGCAAGCAAAAAAAAAUCAAAUACAUAGAAACUGAAUAACACCUUGCUUAGAAACCACUGGGUAACAGAAGCAAUCAGAGAUGGAAUAAAAAAAUUUCUAGACUCAAAUGAGAAUGAAAACACAUCAUACCAAAACCCUAUGGGACACAGCUAAGGCAAUGCACAGAGGUCAAUUUAUAGCAAUAGGAGCACGCAUCAAAAAAAGAAGGGACAAAAUCAAAAUGUUAGCCAUACAACCUGAACAAAUAGAAAGAGAACAGCAAAAGGAGCCCACAGCCACAAGAAGGAAGGAAAUAAUAAAGAUCAGAGCAGAAAUAAAUGAAAUAGAGAAUAGAUAACAAUAGCAAGAAUCAACAAAACCGAAAGUCAUUUAUUUGAAAGGAUCAAGAAAAUCAACAAACUAUUGGCCAAAUUGACAAAAGAAAAACAAGAGAGGAAGCAAAUAACCCAAAUAAGAAAUGAAAUGGGGGACAUUACAACAGACCUAACUGAAAUAAAAAGAGUCAUAACAAUACUAUGAAAAACUACUCCAACAAAUUUGAAAAUCUAGAGGAAAUGGACACAUUUCUAGAAACACACUACCUACCUAAGCUAACACAAACCGAGGUAAAAAAAAUCUGAACAGACCCGUAACGAGAAGAGAUUGAAAAAGUAAUAAUAAUAAAAAUCUGAACGAAAAAAAGCUCUGGCCCAGAUGGCUUCACUGAAGAAUUCUACCAUUCAGGGAAGAGCUUGCACCAGUACCACUAAAACUAUUUCAGAACGUAGAAAAGGAAGGGAUACUUCCAGAUUCAUUCUGUGAAACCACCAUAAUCCUGAUGCCAAACCAGGCAAAGACACCACAAAAAAAGAAAAUUACAGACCAAUAUCUCUCAUGAAUAUAGAUGUAAAAAUUCUCAACAAAAGUCUAGCCAAUAGAAUUCAGCAUCAUAUUUAAAAACAAACAACAAAAAAACCACCACAGCCAAGUGUGAUUCAUGCCAAGUAUGCAAAGAUGGUUCAACGUUAGAAAAUCAGUCAACAUAAUCUACACAUAAAUAAAAGAAACACAUGAUCAUCUCAAUGGACACAGAAAAGGCACUCGAUAAAGUCCAAAACUCUCAAUAAGAUAGGAAUAGAGGAGAAACUCCUCCACAUGAUAAAGGGCAUCUAUACAAAACCCAACAGCCAGCAUCAUUCUCAAUGGAGAGAGGCUGAAAACAUUCCCUUGAGAAUGAAAAUAAGACAAGGAUGCGCUUUAUUACCACUCCUAUUUAACACUGUGCUGGAAGUCCUAGCUACAGCAGUGAGGCAAGAAAAAGAAAUAAAGGGCAUCCAAAUUGGUAAGGAAGAAGUAAAACUCUCCAUAUUUACAGAUGAUAUGAUACUAUACAUGCUGUUGUUAGGUGCCGUUGAGUCAAUUCUGACUCAUAGCGCCCCACGUACAACGGAACAAAACACUGCCAGGCCCUGCGCCAUCCUUACAAUUCUUGCUAUGCUUGAGCCCUUUGUUGCAGCCACAGUGUCAGUCCAUCUCUUUGAGGGCCUUCCUCUUUUCCACUGACCCUCUACUUUACCAAGCAUGAUGUCUUUCUCCAGGGGCUGAUCCCUCCUGUCAACAUGGCCAAAGUGUGUAAGACACAGUCUCGCCAUCCUUGCUUCUAAGGAGCAUUCUGGUUGUACUUCUUCUAAGACAGAUUUGUUUGUCCUUUUGGCAGUCCGUGGGGAAAAAAAAAAAAAAAUUGUUCUUUGCGAACACCACAAUUCAGAUGCGUCAAUUCUUCUUCAGUCUUCCUUAUUCAUUGUCCACCUUUCACAUGCAUAGGAAGCAACUGAAAAUACCAUGGCUUGGGUCAGGCCCACCUUGGUCUUCAAGCUGACAUCUUUGCUUUUCAACACUCUAAAGAGGUCUUUCGCAGCAGUUUUGCCCAAUGCAAUGCGUCAUUUGAUUUCUUGGCUGCUGCUUCCAUGGGUGGUAACCCUGGUGGUGUAGUGGUUAAGUGCUAGGGCUGGUAACCAAGAGGUUGACAGUUCGAAUCUGCCAGGUGUUUCUUGGAAACUCUAUCGGAGUUCUAUUCUGUCCUAUAGGGUCGCUAUGAGUCGUAAUCUACUCGAUGGCAGGGGGUUUGGUUUCCUGUUUUGGGUGCUUCCAUGGAUAUUGAUUGUGGAUCCAAGUAAAAUGAAAUCCAUGACAACUUCAAUCUUUUCUCAUUUUAUCAUGAUGUUGCUUAUUGGUCCAGUUGUAAGGAUUUUUGUUUUCUUUAUGUUGAGGUGUAAUCCAUACUGAAGGCUAUGAUCUUUGAUCUUCAUCAGUAAGUGCUUCAAGUCCUCUUUACUUUCAGCAAGCAAGGUUGUGCCUUCUGCAUAACACGGGUUGUUAAUGAAUCUUCCUCCAAUCCUGAUGCCCCGUUUUUCAUAUAGUGCAGCUUCUCGGGUUAUUUGCUCAGCACAGAGAUUGAAUAGGUAUGGUGAAAGGAUACAACCCUUACACACACCUUUUAUGACUGAACCACUCAUUAUCCCCUUGUUCUGUCUGAACAACUGCCUCUUAACCUAUGUACAGGUUCCUCAUGAGCACAAUUAAGUGUCUGGGAUUCCCAUUCUUUGCAAUGUUAUCCAUAAUUUGUUAUGAACCACACAGUCUAAUGCCUUUGCAUAGUCAAUAAAGCACAGGUAAACAUCCUUCUGGUAUUCUCUGCUUUCAGCCAGGAUCCAUCUAACAUCAGCAAUGAUAUCCCUGGUUCCAUGCCCUCUUCUGAAUCUGGCCUGAAUUUCUGGAAGUCCCUGUCAAUAUACUGCUGCAGCCACUUUUGAACAAUCUCCAGCAAAUUUUUACUUGAGUGUGAUAUUAAUGAUAUUGUUCGAUAAUUUUCGCAUUCGGUUGGAUCACCUUUCUUGGGAAUAGGCAUAAAUAAUGGAUCUCUUCCAGCCAGUUGACCAGGUAACUGUCUUCCAAAUUUCUUGGCAUAGGCUAGUGAGCACUUCUAGCACUGCAUCUCUUUGUUGAAACAUCUCAACUGAUAGUCCGUCAAUUCCCGGAGCCUUGUUUUUCGCCAAUGCCUUCAGUGCAGCUUGGACUUCCUCCCUCAGCACCAUCGGUUCCUGAUCAUAUGCUACCUCUUGAAAUGGAUGAACAUCGACUAAUUCUCUUCUUUUGAUACUUGCUGCGUCGUUUAAUAUUAUUUUCCCCACAGAAUUCUUCACUAUUGCAACUCGAGGCUUGAAUUUUUUUUCUUCAGUUAUUUCGCUUGAGAAAUGCUGAGCGUGUUCUUCCCUUUUGGUUUUCUAUCUCCAGCUCUUUGCACAUGUCAUUAGAGUACUUUACUUUGUCUUCUCAAGCCACCCUUUGAAAUCUUCUGUUCAGUUCUUUUACUUUAUCAUUUCUUCCUUUUGUUUUAGCUGCUCGACGCUCAAGAGCAAGUUUCAGAGUCUCCUCUGACAUCCAUCUUGGUCUUUUCUUUCUUUCCUGUCUUUUCAGUGACCUCUUGCUUUCUUCAUGGAUGAUGUCCUUGAUGUCAUUCCACAACUCGUCUGGUCUUCGGUCAUUAGUGUUCAACACCUCAAAUCUAUUCUUCAGAUGGUCUCUGAAUGCAAGUGGGUUAUACUCAAGGUCAUAUUUUGGCUCUCAUGGACUUGCUCUGAUUUUCUUUAGUUUCAGCUUGAACUUGCAUAUGAGCAACUGAUGGUCUGUUCCGUAGUCAGCCCCUGGCCUUGUUCUGACUGAUACUGAUCUUUUUCAUUGUCUCUUACCACAGAUGUAGUUGAUUUGAUUUCUGUAUAUUCCAUCUGGCGAGGUCCAUGUGUAUCAUCACCGUUUAUGUUGGUGAAAAUAGGUGUUUUCAAUGAAGAAGUCACUGGUCUUGCAAAAUUCUAUCAUUUGAUCUCUGGCAUUGUUUCUAUCACCAAGGCCAUGUUUUCCCGCUACCAACCCUUCUUCAUUUCCAACUUUCAAAUUUCAAUCACCAGUAAUUAUCAGUGCAUCCUGAUUGCAUGUCCAAUCAAUUUCAGACUGCGAAGCUGAUAAAAAUCUUCAAUUUCUUCGUCUUUGGCCUUAGUGGUUGGUGCGUUAACUUGAGUAAUAGUUGUAUUAACUGGUCUUCCUUGUAGGUGUAUGGAUAUUAUCCUAUCGCUGACAGCGUUGUACUUCAGGAUAGAUCUUGAAAUGUUCUUUUUGACAAUGAAUGCAACACCAUUCCUGUUCAAGUUGCCAUUCCCGGCAUUGUAGACUAUAUGAUUGUCCAAUUGAAAAUGGCCAAUACCAGCCCAUUUCAGCUCACUAAUGCCUAGGAUAUGGAUGUUUAUGCAUUCCAUUUCAUUUUUGAUGAUUUCCAAUUUUCUUAGAUUCAUAUUUUGUACAUUCCAGGUUCCGAUUAUUAAUGGAUGUUUGCAGCUAUUUCUUCUCAUUUUGAGUUGUGCCACAUCAGCAAAUGAAGUCCCAAAACCUUUACUCCAUCCACAUCAUUAAGGUGGACUCUACUUUGAGGAGGCAGCUCCUCCCCGGUCGUCUUUUCAGUGCCUUCCAAACUGGGAGGCUCAUCUUCCAGCACCAUAUCAGACAAUGUUCCACCGUUAUUCAUAAGGUUGUCAUUGGUUAAUUCUUUUCAGGAGUAGACUGCCAGGUCCUUCUUCCUAGUGUGUCUCAGUCUGGAAGCUCAGCUGAAACCUGUCCUUCAUGGGUGACACUGCUGGUAUCUGAAAACUGGUGGCAUAGCUUCCAGCAUCACAGCAACACACAAGCCCCCACAGUAUGACAAACUAGCAGACACGUGGGGGACACCAUACAUACUAUACAUGUUGUUGCUGUUGUUAGGUGCCGUCGAGUCAGUUCCGACUCACAGCGAUACCUAGGCAUGACAGAACGAAACACUGCCCGGUCCUGCGCCAUCCUUACAAUGGUUGUUACGCUUGAGCUCAUUGUUGCAGCCACUGUGUUAAUCCACCUCGUUGAGGGUCUUCCUCUUUUCCGCUAACCCUGUAAUCUGCGAAGCAUGAUGUCCAUCUCCAGGGACUGAUUCCUCCUGACAACAUGUCCAAAGUAUGUAAGAUGCAGUCUCACCAUCCUUGCUUCUAAGUAGCAUUCUGGUUGUACUUCUUCUAAGAGAGAUUUGUUCUUGUUUUGGCAGUCCAUGGUAUAUUCAAUAUUCUUAGCCGAAACCACAAUUCAAAGGCAUCAGUUCUUCUUCGGUCUUCCUUAUUCAUUGUCCAGCUUUCACAUGCAUAUGAUGCAAUUGAAAAUACCAAAAAGAAUUAGUCGAUGUUCAACCAUUUCAAGAGGUGGCAUAUGAUCAGGAACCGACGGUACUGAAGGAAGAGGUCCAAGCUGCUCUGAAGGCAUUGGUGGAAAACAAGGCUUCAGGAAUUGAUGGAAUAUCAUUUGAGAUGUUUCAACCUACAGACACAGCGCUGGAGGUGCUCACUUGUCUAUGCCAAGAAAUAUGGAAGACAGCUUCCUGGCCAACUGACUGGAAGAGAUCCAUAUUUAUGCCUAUUCCCAAGAAAGGUGAUCCAACCGAAUGUGGAAAUUAUAGAACAGUAUCAUUAAUAUCACACGCAAGCAAAAUUUUGCUGAAGAUCAUUCAAAAACGGCUGCAGCAGUAUAUUGACAGGGAACUGCCAGAAAUUCAGGCCAGUUUCAGAAGAGGACCUGGAGCCAGGGAUAUCACUGCUGAUGUCAGAUGGAUCCUGGUUGAGAGCAGAGAAUACCAGAAGGAUGUUUACCUGUGUUUUAUUGACUAUGCAAAGGCAUUCGACUGUGUGGAUCAUGACAAAUUAUGGAUAACAUUGCGAAGAAUGGGAAUUCCAGAACAUUUAAUUGUGCUCAUGAGGAACCUUUAUAUAGAUCGAGGCAGGUGUUCAGAUAGAACAAGGAGAUACUGAUUGGUUUAAAGUCAGAAAAGGUGUGCGUCAGGGUUGUAUUCUUUCACCAUACCUAUUUAAUCUGUAUGCUAAGGAAAUAAUACGAGAAGCUAGACUGUAUGAAGAAGAUUGGGGCAUCAGGACUGGAAGAAGACUCCUUUACAACCUGCGUUAUGCACAUGACACAACCUUGCUUGCUGAAAGUGAAGAGGACUUGAAGCACUUACUGAUGAAGAUCAAAGACCACAGCCUUCAGUAUGGAUUACACCUCACCAUAAAGAAAACAAAAAUCCUCACAACUGUACCAAUGAGCAACAUCAUGAUAAACGGAGAAAGGACUGAAGUUGUCAAGGAUUUCAUUUUACUUGGAUCCACAAUCAACAGCCAUGGAAGCAGCAGUCAAGAAAUCAAAAGACGCAUUGCAUUGGGUAAAUCUGCUGCAGAGGACCUCUUUAAAGUGUUGAAGAGCAAUGAUGUCACCUUGAAGACUAAGAUGUGCCUGAGCCAAGCCAUGGUAUUUUCAAUCGCAUCAUAUGCAUACUGUACAUAAAGAACACUAAAGACUCCACAAGAAAACUACUGGAACUAAUAGAAAGAUUCAGCAGAAUAGCAGGAUACAAAAUAAGCAUACAAAAUCAGUUGGAUUCCUAUACAUCCGUAAGGAGAACUAUGAAAAGAAAAUCAGGAAACCAAUAUCACUUAUAAUACCACCUAAAAAAAAUAAAUAACUUAGGAAUAAAUACAUAGGGAUGUAAAAGACCUAUACAAAGAAAAUUACAAUACACUACUGCAAGAAACCAAGAGACUUACAUAAAUGGAAAAACAUACCAUGCUCAUGGAUAGGUAGAUUCAACAUUGUGAAAAUGUCAAUUCUACCCAAAGCAAUCUACAAAUACAGUGCAAUCCCGAUCAAAAUACCAAUAGCAUUCUUUUUUUUAACAAGAUGGAAAAACUAAUCGUUAACUGUAUAUGGAAUGGAAAGAGGCCUCGGAUAAGUAAAGCAUUACUGAAGAAAAGGAACAAAGUAGGAGGCCUUGCGCUACGUGACCUCAGAAUCUACUACACAGCUACGGUAGUCAGAACAGCCUGGUACUGGUACCAUGACAGACACAUUGAUCAAUUGAACAGAAUCAAGAACCCAGAUGUAAAUCCACCUACCUAUGGCCACCUGGUCCUUGAAAAAUGCCCAAAGUCCAUUAAAUGGGGAAAAGACAGUCUUUUUACCAAAUGGUGUUGGCAAAAGUGGAUAUCCAUCUGUAAUAAAAUGAAACAGGACCCAUACCUCACAACAUACACAAAAACUAACUCAAAAUGGAACAAAGACCUCAAUAUAAAACCAGAAACUAUAAGGAUCAUGGAAGAAAAAAUCGGGUCAACACUAAGGGCCCUAAUAUACAGCAUAAACAGGAUACAAACCAUAAUUAACAACACAUAAACACCAGAAGAUAAGCUAGGUAACUGGGAUCUUCUAAACAUUAAACACUUAUGCUCACCAAAAAAGUAAAAAGAGAACUUAUAGACUGGGAAAAAAAUUUUGGCUACAACAUAUCUUACAAAGGUCUAAUCUCAAAAAUCUAUAGGAAAAUCCAACAUCUCUGCAAUAAAAAGACAAAUAAUCUAAUUAAAAAAUGGGAAAGGAUAUGAACAGACACUUGACCAGAGAAGACAUUCAGGCAGCUAGCAGACACAUGAGGAAAUGUUCGCGAUCAGUAGCCAUUAGAGAAAUGCAAAUCAAAACUACAGUGAAACACCAUCUCACCCUGACAUUACUGGCAUGAAUAAAAAAAGCAGAAAAUAACAAAUGUUGGCAAGGUUGUGAGCCUGGAAGUCUUAUGCACUGCUGGUGCGAAUACAAAAUGGUACAACCAUUUUGGAAAACAAUAUGGCACUUCCUUAAAAAGCUAGAAAUAGAAAUACCAUACAAUCCAGCUAUCCCACUCCUAGGAAUAUAUUCUAGAGAAAUAAUAGCCGUCACACGAAUAGACAUAUGCACACCCAUGUUCACUGCAUCAUUAUUCACAAUAGCAAAAAGAUGGAAACAACCUAAGUGCCCAUCAACAGUAAACAAACUAUGGUACAUACACCCAGUGGAAUACUACGAAACAGUAAAGAACAAUGAUGAAUAUGUGAAACGUCUAACAAGAUGGAUGAAUCUGGAGGGCAUUAUCCUGAGUGAAAUAAGUCAAUCACAAAAGGACAAAUACUGUAUGAUACCACUAUUAUGAAAAUGUUUCCACAUAGGAAGAUACCUGAAAGAAAGGAAGAUACUUAGGAAGAAACAUGAAAAUGUUUCCACAUAGGAAGACUUCAUCGUUAUGAGAGAGGGGAGGGGUGAAGAGGAAAAAAAAAAAUUUUUUUUUUUUAGAUAGUACAUAAGUGGUAACUUGGGUGAAGGUUAAGACAGGCAGUACAUAAUACUAGGGAAGUCGGCACAACUUGACCAGGGCAAAGUCAUAGAAGCUUCACAGACACAUCCAAGCUCCCUGAGAGACUGAGCUACCGGGCCGAGGGCUGGGGACCAUGAUCUUGGGGGAUAUUUAGCUCAAUUGGCAUAAUAUAGUCUAUAAAGAAAAUGUUCUACAUCGGACUGUGGUGAAUAGUGACUGGGGCCUUAAGAGCCUGCAAGAAGUCACCUAAGAUACAGCUACUGGUCCCAUCCAGGCUGAAGCAAAGGAGAAUGAAGAAGACCAAAGACACAAGGGAAAGAUUAGUCCAAAUGAAAAAUGGACCACAACUACAACCUCCACCAGAAUGAGCCCAGACAACCAGAUGAUGCCAGGUUACCAUGACCAACUGCUCUGGCAGGGAUGACAAUAGAGGGUCCCGAACAGAGCGGGAGAAAAAUGUAGAACAAAAUUCAAAUUCACCAAAAAAACAAAAAACAAAAAAAACCAGGCUUGUGGGUCUGACAGAGACUGGAGAAACACCAGGAGUAUGGCCCCAGGACACCCUCUUAACUCAGUACUGAAGUUACUCUGGAGGUUCACCCUUCAGCCAAAGAUUAGACAGGUCUGGUAUCACAGUAGUUAAAGAGCUUGGCUGGUAACCAAAAGGUCAGCAGUUCGAAUCCACCAGCCGCUCCUUGGAAAUUCUAUGGGGCAGUUCUACUCUGUCUUGUAGGGUUGCUGUGAGUCAGAAUCAACUCGACAGCAAUGAGUUUGGUUUUUGGUUUUAUACAGCCAACGAUAACACGCAUGAGGGAUGUGCUUUGUUAUUCAGUCAUGUAUAUGAGACUAAAUGGUCACACCAGCCCAAAAGCAAAGAUGAGAAGGCAGGAAGGAACAGGAAAACUGUGUGAAUGGAAACAGGGAGACUGGGAUGGAAAAUGGGAGAGCGUUGACACAUCGAAGUGUUGGCAAUCAAUGUCACAAAGCGAUUUUGUGUAUUAAUUGUUUCAUGAGAAGCUAAUUUGCUCUAUAAACUUUCACAUAAAUCCCAAAUAGUUUCAGGGGAGGGGCAAGAGGGAGCCUUCUGGAGUGUUGAAAUACUGAGUAUCUUGAUCUAGGUGGAGGCUACACAGGUGUAUACAUAUAUACAACCAAUUACCAUUGAGUUGAUUCUGACUCACGGUGACCAGUGGUCCAAAUGGUUAACGUGCUUGGCUGCUAAUGAAAAAUAAGUUACUGAAAACCCUACAGAGCACAGUUCUAUUCUGACACACAUGGGGUUGCCAUGAGUCAGAAUCAAGUCAACAGCCACUAGUUUAUACAUGUGUAUAAAUAUGUCCAUUUGUGGUCAGUUAAGACUUGUGUACUUUGCUGUAUGUAAGUUAUACUUCAAUUUAAAAACAAAAAGGGGAAGCAAGGUGGAGAGGUAACCCUGUAACAGGUGACCUCAGGGUCAAUUACUUCACACGAGAGCCAGGAGACAGGACAGAUGCAGGCAUCUGACUAGGGAGUAGAAAUCGCCAGACCAGCUGCAGACGCUCCAUCUUUUGGCAAGGCCUCGUCUGUUUCUGGACCUACAUAUCACUGAGCCCCAUCUAGGGUACCAUCCUGUCCCCUGUGUGUGCCAACCUGCUGAGAGGGGGAAUGAGGAGGUUUGUGGGUAUGAGAGGAGGGACAGGUGACAGUUUAUAUAUAUGGUAAUAAUUUUUUAUUAAGCAAUGCCUGAAGGUAGAGUGGCUUCUAAGCCUCUUCCCUUCUCCUUAGUAGCAUUUCAAACAAUGGUGUGUACACAGUAGGUGGUCAAUAAAUGCUUGUUGAAUGGAUCAAUGCAAGAAUGAACUAGUAGCUUGGUGCCUCAAGGAUCUUUUCAUUUGGAGAAGUACAGGUGCUUUGCCUGCAAGCCAAUGUCUACUGGCAUCAAAAAAUCAUGAAAGGAACAGUUUCAAGAACUCCUAAGAAGAGGUGGAAACUUCUCAUCCAGCUCACUUUAAGCUCUGGUAUCCAGCUUGGGAAGGGGGUGGGUGAGAAGCUGAGAAAGUGCAUGAAAAGUACAUGGGGUUUGACGUCAAGAACCUGGGUCCACAUCUGGCCCUGCCACCUUGCAGCUGUGUGGCCUUGAACAAGUUACUUCACCUCUCUGGUGGUGUCAGCUUCCACAUCUGUAAAAUGCAGAGCGUUCUGCCUGCCUCAGAGGAUGGCAGGGUGGGAAAGUGUUCUGGCAAUUACAAAGCCCUGAGCAGUGACGUCUCAGGAUUCUUCUGGGGGCAACUGAUGACCCAGGGCAUUAAGGAAGUGAUGCUACUGAGGUGGACCCUGCAAGAGGACGAGCAAGCCUGCGGCAAGGAUGGGCAAGGGACAGUGGUCCGCCACGUCAGGGCUUCCCCUCUUCCUCAGCCAUCCUCUAUAUCCGUGGAUCUGCAGGCAGACAGCACUUUCCAGGUGGAGAUCUCAGACGCAGUGAGCGAGCGGGACAAGGUGAAGUUCACCGUUCAAACCGAGGUGAGGCUUCCUGCCUCCAUCAACUUCGCCCAGACGGAGCUCUCGGUCGUGCGGCAGCACGAGGCGUUCAUCUGGCGGCGUGACGCCUACGUGGGCAACGAGGAGUAUGCCGGCCACUCCCUCUGAGCAGAUCCCCCGGCCCCUCCAAGGGCAGUCUUCGAGGCAUCGCGGGAAAAGCUGCAUUAGUUGGGUGAGGGGGUUAGCUCCAACCGGCAAGAGUUUGCCAAAAUGAAGCAGGAGCUAGAAGUAGAGUACUUGGCAACCUCUGAGAAGACGGUCCCCAUGCACGAAGUGUUUCUGCAGCGCCUGGCGGCCCACCCCAUCCUGUGUCAAGACCAUAACUUCUCCGUCUCUUUGGAACACAGCCAGAAUGUGAGCAGGGCCGGAGUGAUAAGGUCACCCCCAGGGCUGGGAACUGAGGCUUGGGGGGUUGGGGAGAAGCAGGGCUGGAGGUGGGCUGGAUGCAGGCGCAGGGAGGGUGGGAGGCGCACGUGCCCCCAGCACCACACCAUCUCCACGAGUGCCUCAGCUGAGCGUCCGACCAAGAACGGGAAGACGGGAAGGAGCUGCUCCGGGGCUUUCUGAAGAACACUGAAAUCUGCAGAUGAAGCCAUUAUCACCGGCAUGUCGGGGCUCAAAGUGGAUGACAGCUUUGAGCACGAGAGAGCCUUCCUGCUAGACCACGACAUGCGCUCCCACAAAUACGGAGGGGCUCUGAUGGGGGUUGUUCCCCAGCAGGCCUGGCAGGCGAUUGAUUAUAUCCCUAUCUCAGCUGUCCUAAGCAAUCUAGGAACACAAGAAGUUAACCAGCUGAAGACGAGCUUCCUAAAAUUGGCUGAACUCUUUGAACCACUAAGGAAGCUGGAGAACCGUGUGGCCUCUGACCAGGACCUGAAGCUAUCAGACAUACUGAGGUAUGACUCACAGGUGGCCAAGGACCUGCUGUACCGAUGGCUAAGGGCACUGGCUGACUAUGAGACUGCCAACAAGGCGCUAGGCAAGACACGCACCAGGAACCAGGAGGUGUGCCCCGAGAGCCACCAGCAGCUGCGGUUCCAGCACUUGAAACGCCUUUCUGAGUCAGCCAAGCAGGAGCUCACGGGCUUCAGGUCCCAUCGUGUCUCCUAUUUCUGCAAGAACCUCACUGAGUUGGCAGAGCUGGAGCUCAAACACGCCAAGGCCAGCACACUGCUGCUCCAGAACACCCCCACUGUCCUCAAGGGGGAGCCUUAGAGCAACCAGAGCACACCAAUCCUUGUCCCUGGACCUCCAGUAACAAGGGGCCCCCAGGCCCCACCUCAGCAGCCACUAGCACACCCCCAGUUCCCCUAGGCCAGCCUGAGCCCGGCCUUUUCAAGAGGAGGGCAGCAUGGCACUGUACUGGCCACAGGUAAGCAGAGCCCCAGGACUGGGCAGCUCCAGAGGCCCUGACCUCCCCUCCCCAGGGUGCUGAGGAUAGCCCCCACCCACCCACCACCCUGGAGGAAAAGCACGUCUACCCCCACCUGUUAUCCACUUAUUAAUAAAGAACCUGGUUUUCUAGCAAGGGGUUUGCUGGAGUCCUCGUUUCCCACACUUGGGCCCACCUUCUGCCAGGGCAUUGUUGAGGCCAUAUUGUGGGACCAAGUCGGGAACAACCUGCGGUGUCCUCAGCAGUUUCUCCAAAGGAACGUGCAGAACUCAGGCUUGGAACCCCAGGAGCAGCCUUCAAGGUUUCCCCCACUCCCACAAACCCUAGCUGGACACGAGUAGAACCAAUUACAAGUCCUCUACCCUGGUUUUUUUAACCAGCAAAGUAGAACUACUCCUUCCUGCCUCCCUUAGAGCUGCUAUUAAGUUCCAAAAAUCUAAAGAACUAGUUCUCGCUCACGCUUUUUCCAGUUCAUUGGUUAAGGGAGGAAGAAUGAACCCUGUGUUACCACCCCCAAUUUAUCCCAGGCGCCUUGGAUACCUUUGCCUGCCAGGCAGGUGAAAGCCCAAAGUGCAGGCUGAAGACAGCAAUGCUGGCAAAAGGCUCCAACCCAGCCACCACCCUCUUGGUUAAACACUGGGAGGUGGGGCCCAAGACACCUGGGUCUGAAGUCCUGGGCUCUACCUGGCUGGCCACACCCUAAGAGGUUCCAACCACAUCUAGAAGGCCAAAGACUCAACUUCACCUGACUCACAGCAGCCACUUGACCUGACCCUCUACUCUCAUAAAUGCGAAUCAGCCAUCCCGCAGAAGAGUCAGAAGAAAGAAAACGAAACAAAAUCUUGAGAACAUAGACAGUACGUUACCACACAACCUGUGACAUGCAAAAAAUCUCACAGCCAAGAAGCCUCAGUGCCCACAGGGAUGAGACCAGAGAUACUCAGUUCAGGCAUAAGGCCACUCUACUUAAAGACCCCCUGCAAGCAGCAGCAGACACACCCUGGCUCCACCACCCCCCAAAUAGCCAAUGUGGCGCUGUUGUAGUACCACCCAGAAAGCAGUAGAGUGGUGAUCUCAGAGAUAGGCUCAGCCAGGCGCUGAGGUAGACCAGGAUGCAUGGGGCUUGCUGGGGAUCACUGUGCAAAGAAGAAAUACUGCUCAUUCUAGCCCAACACCCCUGCAAGCCCCCCAGGCCCCAAGCCUGUAACAAACAUCCCAUUAGCAAGCUUUCCUUUUUUUUUUAAUUGAAGGUUCCUUACUGGCCCUGCCUCCAAACAAGUGGAUGUGACCAGGGGAAGAGAGGAAGGGGAACCAGCCGGCGUGGGGAGGGGUCAUCUCCACAACAUUCCAUUUAUACACAGAACUAAACGGACAAGCACAAAAUCACUAUUGCGGUUAGAAGUUGGCAGCCUGGGAAUGGGGAGGAACAAGUGGGGAGUUGGGGUGUCGUUAAAAAAAAUACAGGCCCCUCCCAAACUGGGGUGCCUGGGGGGACUUGGUCUGCUUCAACCCAAGAGGAAUCAGAAGAUCAAAAGCGAUUUGGGAAGGCCAGAACCUUCGGGGUGGAGGGAAGAGGAAGGUCCAGGGGGUGGGGGCGCUGUUUGGCAACUGGGAUGAAGGGAUUGCCCUCCCCCUGCUCGGAUCCCCCCAGCCUCUCCGGUCUGGCAGGAAGGGGGCAGCCUGCAGCCCCCACAAGCAGGUCUGGGGCUGCCGGAUGUUCCAGGCAGGGGGCUGGAGGGGGCUCACAAUGGCUUGCCCUCCAGGGAGAUGACAGCGCUGCCUCCUAGCUUCUCUGCCAGGGUACAACGGUCCUUGACCUCCUCGAGGCAGUUUGCUUGUACUUCAUGCUUGAUCCCUGGGGUGGGGAAAGAAAAGCAACUGUGAGCAGGAAGCAUGGGGUGUGGGGGCUGGGAGGGAGCCAAUCAGAGCAGACUGACGGGGACAAGGUUACUUUCCAGCAGGCAGGGAAGGGGGACAAUCUCCUCCAUCACGCUAUUCACCGCACCCCGAGCUGCAGGCAUACAGCACCACCAAUGCCAGCCCUUACCUGUCAGCUUCUUCUUGAGGGCGUCCUUGGAGCUAGCAUAGAUCAUUUUGCUCUUAAGGGAUGCACACUCAGGGGCCC